Penicillium lagena is the source of this 786-nucleotide messenger RNA. RefSeq names its product proteasome core particle subunit beta 2 (gene pup1). Gene Ontology annotation, cellular component: proteasome core complex. NCBI's taxonomy places the organism in Eukaryota, Fungi, Ascomycota, Eurotiomycetes, Eurotiales, Aspergillaceae. The transcript is spliced from 2 exons. The record is from RefSeq and is a predicted model, not a curated record. Bases 1 to 786 code for a protein of 261 amino acids.
AUGCCGGGUUUCGACUUCUCCAAUUACAACCGCAACGCGGCCCUUCACGCCAGGGGCGUCCCCCUCCCCAAAGCUACCAGCACCGGUACAACAAUUGUUGGCUGUAUUUACGAUAAUGGCGUUGUGAACUGCGAGAAACUACACUACAUCUCGCCGAAGAUCUGGUGUGCUGGCGCCGGUACAGCCGCCGACACCGAAUUCACCACCGCCCUCAUCAGCUCCAAUGUCGAACUGCACUCCCUAUCGACGGGCCGCGAUCCGCGCGUCAUCACCUGCAUGACGAUGCUCAAGCAGCACCUGUUCCGGUACCAGGGUCACAUCGGGGCGUACCUGGUGGUUGCUGGCGUGGACCCGACGGGCGUCGGGCUGUUCACUGUGCACGCGCACGGCUCGACAGACAAGCUGCCGUACGUGACCAUGGGCUCUGGUUCACUGGCGGCGAUGUCGGUGUUCGAGUCGAUGUGGCGGCCCAACCUGGACCGCGAGGGGGCGAUCGCGCUCUGCUCCGAGGCCAUCAAGGCGGGUAUCUUCAACGACCUGGGUUCCGGUAGCAAUGUCGAUGUGUGUGUCAUCUCGAAGGAUAAGCCCACCGAGCUGCUGCGCAACUACAUGAAGCCCAAUGAGCGCGGCCUCAAGGAGCGCAACUACCGCUUCCCCAAGGGCACCACCGCGUGGCUGAACCAGAAGAUCAUCAGCAAGGAGGAUAUGAAGAAUUAUGUCACCAUCGAAAACUUGUCGGGCAGUGACGAGCUGGCGACUGGGGAGAAGAUGGAGGUGGAUUCUUAG